Molecule: messenger RNA, 450 nt
Organism: Rhizophagus irregularis DAOM 181602=DAOM 197198
Lineage: Eukaryota; Fungi; Glomeromycota; Glomeromycetes; Glomerales; Glomeraceae
Source: RefSeq, a predicted model, not a curated record
AUGAACCGAAAUUUUAUUUUUGUAUUCAUUUUAUUAGCUUCGCUUUCAAUAGUCAAUGCUAUUCCUAUUCCACAUAAACUUCUUAAACGAACAACCGAAUUUACAGAAUGUAGACAGUCACCAACGCCGCCCCUACUCUCUGUAGUGAUUUCACCUGAUCCUGUCGUAUCCGGUAACACCGUGACUUUUACUGCUACCGGAUCAUUGAACCAAGAUGUUCCUGAUGGAUCUGACCUUAUUGCUUUCUUUGGAGAUUCUAGUAGUAGCAAGAUUAUAGGGGAUAUCAAGAGGGCGCCUAUGUGCGAUGGUGGAUGUCCAAGAGCUGGAGCUCAAUUCACUAAAACACUGGAUUAUUCGGAUGUACCUGGAUUACCUAACCCAUAUGAUAUUGUAGUUGGCGUUGUGAAAAACACUGAUGUAUUGGCCUGUGCAGUUGCUAUUAAUGUUUAG